Messenger RNA from Theobroma umbraticum, 1710 nucleotides. RefSeq names its product Seven transmembrane MLO family protein (gene MLO3). The record is from RefSeq and is a predicted model, not a curated record. Gene Ontology annotation, cellular component: membrane. Gene Ontology annotation, biological process: defense response. Lineage: Eukaryota; Viridiplantae; Streptophyta; Magnoliopsida; Malvales; Malvaceae.
AUGGCCACCGGAGAGGGAGCCGCGACGACUCGCACUCUUCAACAGACGCCUACUUGGGCUGUGGCCACCGUUUGCCUCGUCUUCAUCGCCCUUUCCAUUUUGAUCGAACACUUGAUCCAUCUCAUUUCGAAAUGGCUCAAGGGACAUAAGAAAACUGCACUUUUUGAGGCUGUGGAGAAGCUUAAAUCAGUGCUCAUGGUGCUGGGUUUCAUGUCUCUGAUAUUAACAGUAACUCAGAGCGCUCUCUCCAAAAUUUGUAUACCCAAUAAACUGGCAAAUACUAUGCUUCCAUGCCAUAAAAGUCAACCCACAAAAACUACCGAAGCAAUAGGAUAUGACCAAAUAUGGAGCCACCAAUUACAUGAAAGAACAUUGGCUGCUGACACUUCUGAAUCUUCUAGUUAUUGUGGUUCCAAGGGAAUGACAUCGCUGAUAUCUACGGAUGGGGCGAACCAGUUGAGCAUCUUUCUUUUUGUGUUAGCAGCUAUGCAAAUUGUGUAUAGUGUGGUCACAAUGGCUUUAGGAAGGGCCAAGAUGAGGCGUUGGAAAGCCUGGGAGAAGGAGUCUCAAACGGUGGAAUACCAAGCUGCCAACGAUCCUAAUCGCUUUAGAUUCGCAAGGCAAACGACUUUUGCGCGUAGGCAUAUGAAUUCAUGUGCAGAGACAUCAAUCCUUCUGUGGAUUAAAUGCUUCUUUCAACAGUUCUUCAACUCUGUAGCAAAAGUUGACUACCUUACCCUGCGCCAUGGUUUCAUCUCUGCUCAUUUAUCAACUAAUACUACCUUCAAUUUCCAAAAAUACAUACAAAGAUCAUUGGAGGAUGAUUUCAAAGUUGUUGUUGGCAUCAGCCCUUUAAUGUGGUUUUUUGUUGUUAUCUUCCUGCUGAUGGACGUACAUGGCUGGAAUGUGUUCCUAUGGGUAUCAUUUCUCCCAUUGACAAUAGUGCUGGUUCUAGGAACCAAGCUCCAGGUAGUUGUAGCAAAAAUGGCACAUCAAGUCAAAGAUCAGAACAGUGUAAUUCAAGGUGCCCCUUUGGUGCAACCCAACGACAACUUCUUCUGGCUCAGUCAACCCAAACUUGUCUUGACCCUUUUGCACUACACUUUAUUCAUGAAUGCAUUUGAGGCUGCAUUUUUCGUCUGGGUCACGUCACAAUAUGGAAUAAAGUCCUGCUACCAUGAAUACCCAGGAAUAAUCGUUACCAGAAUGGUGUUAGCGGUGACAGUUCAGGUCCUGUGCAGUUACAUUACUCUUCCACUCUAUGCUCUUGUGACCCAGAUGGGAUCAAAUUUCAAGAGCGCACUGUUUGAAGAGCAUACAGCUAAUGCUAUAAGACAGUGGCACGCCGUAGUGAAGCAGAAACGGAAAAAACAAGGCGGAGCUUCACGCGUUGGCAAUGAUUAUUCCAACAGCAACAGAAACAUUUCCUCGGAUUUAUCAACUAAUCAUCCAACACCAAAUCCGUCAGAAAUCGCAAGCUUUCCUAGCAGAACUGAGAUUGUUGAAGAAGAUACAGAGAUACAAGAAGAAGCAGCUGGCCCUGAUGUGAAUAAAGUUCCCACUGCGGUGGAUAUAGAAAUGCCUUCGACGGGGAAGUCCCUAGCUAACAAGUGAAUACAUAAGAUUACAUUCUCUGAUCAAUUCCAGUGCCAUUUCUGUUCCUCUGUAAAUGUGAUUCGGUUUGGUUGCUAAAGUGUCUUAAUGGGUAAA